AAACCUACACGGAACGUUUAUCUAGGUGCACCUAUUAGUGAGUCCGUCAUGGCGUCUGGGUACCUUGUAAGUCGUGGUGCAAAUGCACUCGGAAUUCACCUUCAGCGUUUUAGCCGGAACAUUCUUUACACACAAAUUAGAAAGAAACCCCGAUGGAUGAGGGCAUACACGCUUUUGAUGGAAAGAAAAAAGAAGUUAGAUGGACCACCACCACCUAGACCACGUUCUCAUCAACCAAACUGGGAUUAUCAUGCAGAAAUUCAAGCAUUUAGCAGCAGGCUUCAGGAGAAUUUCUUAUUGGAACUCCUGAAAUUAGCACUUGUGAAUCCUUGCUAUGUGAGAGCUGAGGAGGAGCGAAGACGCUUGUUGGAGCUGGACAAUCAAACGGCGGCGCUGAACUUGAAGGAUAAUGCACAGCUCCAUGUACAGGGACUGAACUUCACUAUGGCUUUCCUGACUGACUGGUGCAGAAGCAACUUCACAAGCCUCCCAGACCAGGCUGUUGCAGCUGUGGUGGGCCACCUUAGCUGUCCUGAAGUUGUGUGCCAUGUAGCACGCAAUCUUGCUAUUGAGGAGUUGACACUGAGCGGUCAAUUCCCUGUACCUGAAAACAUCCUGCAUGACACAUUCUUUGCUGUAGUUGGAGCACUUCAGGAGAGCAGUGGACCAGAGAGAGCAGCAUUUUUUCUCAGAGACUUUCUGACCACACAGUUGAUAGGGAAGGACCUGUUUGAGCUGUGGCCAGUAGUGAACCCCAUGGGGAUGCUGGUGGAGGAAAUGUCCUGCAGAAACCUGCCCCUCCCCGAACCCCGUCUUACCAGAUCGGCUGGCGCCAGCACAGUGCUGCCCCUCUAUUUUGUGGGACUCUACAGUGAUAAGAAACUACUCGCCGAAGCUCCAGGAGAGACCAUUCUGGCUGCAGAAGAAGAGGCAGCACGUGUAGCACUGAGAAAGCUGUAUGGAUACACUGAGAACCGGAAACCCUGGGACUUCUCAGCCCUUCUGGAACAAUCUUCCCCGUUUGCCAUACACAUAAGCAAAAACCCAUAGAUGAUCUGUAAUCACACUGUCCACCAUGCCAAUCAAAAUACAAAUUAUUCUGUGGGCUGGGAAGGAUGGAGAUAAACUCAAUUACUUUGUACACUUGGGAGAUGGGUAACACACCUCAAGAUCUUUUGAAGAUAAAUUUGGAUUCUUAUAUUACAGAAUUGUUGGAUUAUAAUUCAAAAGUGCUUGUGAACAAUAAAAAUGUAUAAUGACAAA
Messenger RNA from Brienomyrus brachyistius, 1263 nucleotides. It is a transcript of the gene mrpl44, whose product is annotated as mitochondrial ribosomal protein L44. Bases 49 to 1050 code for a protein of 333 amino acids. Gene Ontology annotation, cellular component: nucleus. Gene Ontology annotation, molecular function: ribonuclease III activity; double-stranded RNA binding. The record is from RefSeq and is a predicted model, not a curated record. The transcript has 4 exons. Gene Ontology annotation, biological process: rRNA processing; regulation of gene expression; primary miRNA processing. Lineage: Eukaryota; Metazoa; Chordata; Actinopteri; Osteoglossiformes; Mormyridae.